AUGAAGACGAUGGGUGAGAUUCUGAGUGCCUACUGCUCGGAUGAUUUCGAUAUGCAGCUGAUAGGGAAGUUCUUGAGUUUUGCUUCAAGAGGUGACAGAGUUGGACUGAACCAGAUGUUGAUCAAAGGCAUAUCUCCUGAUGUGCAAGACUAUGACAACAGGACUGCUCUGCAUCUCGCCGCAAGCGAGGGUCACACUCCCAUUGUCGAGCUUCUUUUGUGCUACAAGGCCAAUGUUAAUCUCAAAGAUCGAUGGAAACGGACUCCCCUGACAGACGCGAGACUCUAUGGACAUCGAGAUAUAUGCAGGAUUCUUGAAGUAAAUGGAGGCAAUGACCUUACCAAUGAUCAAUUCACGGUUCGACACGAGCAAGAAGAUUCGAAUGAUGUGAAGUUUGACAUGUCAGAAUUAAAAACAGAGCAUUCAUCAACCAUUCAGCAGGGCUCAUUCAGUGAAUCCGAAAAGGUCAAGUGGCGUGGAACCUGGGUUGUCAAAACUGUUAUAAAGAGACACAUAUGCAAUCCUGUAAAAAUGAUUCUCUCUGCUAAGGACAACACUCGCCUCCGGGAACUUAGACAUCCCAAUAUUUUGCAAUUUCUCGGUUCAAUUGUGCAGCAAGAAGAGAUGGUUCUGAUUACUGAGUAUCUACCAAAAGGUAACCUGGAAGAUAUUUUGAGGCAGAGAGCUCGACUUGAUGUGCAUACUGCUCUACGCUAUGCACUUGAUAUUGCUAGUACUUGCUCUUCAGAAUGCUCGUCUUGUAGCGUACAUGCUGAGUAUAAGUUUCCAGAAUUGGGAAUGAACUAUCUUCAUGAGCACAAGCCCUGCCCUAUAGUUCACAACCAUUUGGAUACCAGGUAG
Prunus armeniaca (apricot) is the source of this 861-nucleotide messenger RNA. The record is from the annotation of a GenBank genome assembly. Lineage: Eukaryota; Viridiplantae; Streptophyta; Magnoliopsida; Rosales; Rosaceae.